Pelobates fuscus (common spadefoot toad) is the source of this 1106-nucleotide messenger RNA. RefSeq names its product growth differentiation factor 3 (gene GDF3). Gene Ontology annotation, molecular function: cytokine activity; growth factor activity. The coding region runs from base 1 to 1050 and encodes 349 amino acids. The transcript is spliced from 2 exons. Gene Ontology annotation, cellular component: extracellular region. The record is from RefSeq and is a predicted model, not a curated record. NCBI's taxonomy places the organism in Eukaryota, Metazoa, Chordata, Amphibia, Anura, Pelobatidae.
AUGGAUGGAUCUGUCCUUCUGUUGAGCUCUAUUCUAUCCAUUCUUUAUCUCUUUGAAUGUUCUCAGAUUCCCGUACAGGAAAAAAUGCUUCUCAAAGCUUUGGGAUUGAAUGGAAGACCAAAUCCUGUUAACAGAGCGCCUGUCCCUAAAACACUCUGGGAUAUUUUUGAGAAAGGAAUACAGCAAGACAAUCCUUGCAGGAUGGAAGGGUUUCAAGUGCCAGGAAAUAUUCUUAGAUCCUACAGAGACCAAGGACCGCUAAUAUCCAGUGAGUUGCAACAGGGGUCAUUGUGCUUAAGGAAACAUCUGUUCUUUGACCUGUCAGCUGUGGAAAAACAAGAACAAAUAACCCUGGGUCAAUUGGAGAUCAAGUCCAGGCACAAUGUGUAUUAUGGUCAGGAGUUCCAUUUACGUCUGUUCCGCAUUUUACAAAUGUCCCUAAAAGGCAUGAGACAACAUAAGAAAAGCCAGAAACUUAUUGUGGCCCAGUCUUUUAGAUUGCUUCAUAAAUCCCUGUAUUUCAAUCUAACGAAAAUGGCACAAGAUUGGACUAACAUGGAGAAGAACAUGGGACUUGUUUUGGAAAUAAGCACAACAUCCAACAGUUCAUCAUCCCAAUGUGAGCAAAUUCACUCUUUCAUUCACAUAUCUUUACUCACAGUCUCCCUUGAUCCCUCUAGCUGCAAAACUUCUCGAGUUAAGAGGAGUUCCGCAACGCCCCAGCUGACCCCCAGCAACAUCUGUAAGAAGAGAAACCUGUAUAUUGACUUUAGGGAUGUGGGGUGGCACAACUGGGUUAUUGCACCCCGAGGUUACAUGGCCAAUUAUUGUCAUGGGGAAUGCCCAUACCCACUGACAGAAUUGCUCAAGGGCACCAACCAUGCUGUGUUGCAGACACUAGUUCACUCUACAGAGCCAGAAUCCACUCCCUUACCUAGCUGUGCCCCAAUAAAGCUAUCUCCCAUCUCAAUGCUGUAUUAUGACAACAAUGACAAUGUAGUGCUGAGACACUAUGAAGACAUGGUAGUUGAUGAGUGUGGUUGCAAGUAAGGAUGCCUUGAGAGGCCUUCCCACUGUCUCUUCUGUCUGCCAUCAUAUCAUACGAA